Molecule: messenger RNA, 852 nt
Organism: Arachis duranensis
Lineage: Eukaryota; Viridiplantae; Streptophyta; Magnoliopsida; Fabales; Fabaceae
Product: zinc finger BED domain-containing protein RICESLEEPER 2-like
Exons: 2
Coding region: 1-852 (283 amino acids)
Molecular function (GO): DNA binding
Source: RefSeq, a predicted model, not a curated record
AUGCCUCCUCCUCACACAGGAUUUGAAUUGUCUUCUAAAAUCUUUACGCUUUUGACUGAGUGGAAAGUUGAUAAAAAGAUUUUUUCCAUUACUUUGGAUAAUGCUUCUUCUAAUGAUACUUGUGUUGAACACUUGAAAAGUACUUUGGAUGUGCAUGGUUCAUUGUUGUGUGGUGGUGAAUUCUUUCAUGUUCGUUGCUCUGCUCAUAUUUUAAAUCUUAUUGUCCAAGACGGAAUGAAAAUAUGUGGUGAUGCAGUGUAUAAGAUUAGAGAGUCUAUUCAGUUUCUGAGAAAAUCUGAAAGUCGAAUGGUUAAAUUUAAAGAAUGUUUUGAAGAUAUUGAGGGACUUGAGUAUACGACUGCAUUAUGUUUAGAUGUUCUAACUAGGUGGAAUUCACUUUAUGCAAUGCUUGCAAGUGCUAUUCCUUAUAAGAAAGCUUUUGAAAUGUAUAAAGUAAAAGAAGCUGGGUUUAGGGAGUUUUGUCCUUCAUCAGAUGAGUGGAGAAGAAAUGAAAAGAUAUGUGAUUUCUUGUUACCAUUUUACGAAACUACCAAGUUGAUGUCUGGAACUUCUUACCCAACAUCCAACUUGUAUUUUUUACAAGUUUGGCAAAUCCAGCUGAUUUUAAUGAAUAGUUUGAAGAAUGAUGAAGUGCUUAUAAGGAACAUGGGAGAAAAAAUGAUGAUUAAGUUCAAGAAAUAUUGGGAAGAAUACAGUGUUGUUCUUGCAUUUGGGGCAGUUCUUGAUCCUAGAUUUAAACUCAACACUUUGACGUCCUCGUCGCGUUCUGUUCAUGAUAGCGCUCUAGGUGUUCUUGAAAUUGCCACAGAUCUUCUCAAGCUUCCUAGCUAG